AGCCAUCGCUCACUUGCGAUCCUUCGUUCUCCGUAAGCUGCCGCAAAAAAGCUGCUCCUUCGUCGCCGGCGAUAACCAUGCCUGUCGUGCUGUACCACAUAGUCGGCAGUGCACCAUGUGGUUUCAUCCGCUGCUUGGCCAAACAUAUCGGCGUCGAGCUGAACCUCAAGAAGCUCGAUUUCAACAAACAAGAACAGCGCGCUGAAGAGUUCCUCAAGAUCAACCCUUUCCACAAGGUACCUGCGAUUGACGACGAUGGCUUCAUUGUCUACGAGAGCAAUGCCAUCGCCUACUACCUGCUACGGAAGUACUCCCCUGAGUCAGACUUGUACCCCGCCUGCAUCAAGACGCGCACUCGCAUCGACCAGGUGCUGGCAGCAGCCAGCAGCCUCUUACACCCCCAGCUAGGGAACUUUAUCAGACCCCGAUACUCAACGGGUACCAAACCAAGCGCAGAGGAGGUGAAAGCCUUCGAAGAAAACGUACUCAAGAACCUUGAGAACCUCAUCGGAGACAGCAAGUUCGCAGUGGGUGACAAGCUCACUGCUGCUGAUCUCUGCCUAAUAUGUCACGUCACCGUCGAUCUCGAGUUUCCUUGUAUCGAGAAGGCGAAAUACCCCAAGCUGGCAGCCUACUACGAGCGUGUGAAGAGUGCGCUUCCCUAUUACGAGGAGAUCUUGGGGCCAUUUGCUGCUUAUGGCAAGAACCUAUGGGACAGGCUGAAGUACGUGACGUGUAAAUUCAAAGAAGUUGCGCACAUCGUGCCGGUGCACCGACUAGAGGCGGAGUUCCUGCAAAAGACGCUUAAAGACGUGAUUUGUGGGCUGGAAAAGAUUGGGUACCGGGUUAUGUGCGUCGUCAGCGACAACAACUCUGUGAACAGAAAAGCGAUGUCACUUCUCGAAUCACCUCCGUGUAACAGAAUUGUGUACCAACAUCCAUCAGACCCUUCAAGGCCGCUGUUCUUCGUUAUAGACCCAGUGCACAUUCUAAAAUGCAUACAAAAUAACUGGAUCAAUCAGAAGAAUGACCAAAUUUGUUUCUACUUCCCGGAGAUCCAAGGAGACACACCAGAAUCAGAGCGAAUGCAAACAGCGUCAUUUGCAACAAUCAGGGACCUUCACAGCAAAGAGUGUGACCAGCUGUUGAAAUAUGGCUAUGGACUGUCAAGAAAAGCCCUCUACCCUUCGAGUCUUGAAAGGCAGGACGUAAAGCUUGCUUUACAAAUCUUCAAUGACUAUUUACCAGAGGCGUUACGUGCUCUUGGAGCAAAGCACAACCUAUUCUCUUUCGAGGCCACGGCUACAUUCGUCGAGAUCAUACUCAAGUGGUGGAAAAUUGUAAACGUCAAAACUCCAUGGAAGGGAGAAAGGCUUAGAGAUCACUUCCAACAACCAGUGCUUUCCAUUGAUAACGAUCCAAAAAUUGACUUCUUGCACAUGUUUCUGAAGUGGCUGGAUGAGUGGAAGAACAAAGGUUUUGACAACGGUACUCUGACAAAGGAGACUCACGCUGCUCUCGAACACACCACCUAUGCGCUUGUUGAGCUCGCUAGGUACAGCUUCGAAGAGCUUGGAAUGUCAUAUGUCCUUUUUGGGAAGAUUCAGACAGACUGCCUUGAAGAUCGGUUUGGAAAGUAUAGGCAGCUGGCAGGUGCGCAAUAUCACAUCUCCAUCAGGCAGAUAUAUGAAGUCGAAAACAAGCUGCGCCUGCAGAGCACCUUGCCUACAGUUUCCCCUGACCAGCACUGGGAAUGUGUCCGAAAGCAAGUCGAGGCAUUGCUUCCCAGCAGCAACGUUGUUGUUACCAGCCAGGCUCUUACGAAGAUGCAGGACGUCGUCCCAGUCAUCGUCUACGUUGGAGGGCUUGCAAAGCGUUUGGGUAUUGAGUUGAAUGCUAAGAACUUGGACGCUUGCAACAAGGAGCACCUCAGGGAUGAAUACAUCAAGAGAGAAAACGCACUCGGUAUCACUGGCACUAUUUCACUGCUGGCGUUUAGUUGCGAAGGCAGAGCUUUUUCCACUACGACCACGAUGCCCGUCGUCCUGUACAACGUUGUAGGCAGCCCACCGUGCUCCUUUAUUCGGUCCUUAGCCAAGGAAAUAGGCAUCGAAAUAACCCUGAAGAACAUCAGGUUGAAAAAUGGAGAUCAUCUAGCCGAAGAGUUCCUGAAGCUCAACCCAUUUCACAGGGUGCCCAUGAUGGACGAUAAUGGUUUUGUGAUUUACGAAAGCAACGCCAUAGCUUUCUACCUGCUGCGAAAAUACGCGCCCACGUGCAAGCUCUACCCGGACUGCAUCAAAACCCGCGCCCGAAUCGACCAGGUGCUGGCCGCCGUUUCCGGAAACAUCCACCCUAAUGUGGCCACUUUCUUUCGUCCUCGUUUGCUUCAGCAGUCUAAACCAACGACAGAGGAAAUGAAUCACUUCGAGCAAAACGUCAUCAAUGGCUUAGAGCACCUCAUCGGCGAAGCAAAGUUCGCCGUAGGUGAUGAAUAUACCAUUGCCGAUCUAUGCCUCGUCGGCGAAGUACUUGUUGCUCUCGAGAACGACUCCGUGGACGAAAAAAAGUUCCCCAAGCUGACCAGCUACUACGAGCGCGUCAAGGCCACGCUUCCAUACUUCGAAGAGAUAUACGCACCGAACAUCGACGUCAUCAAGCGCAUGUGGAGUCAGCUAAAGUAAGGAUGAGAACCAGCCAUUACAAUACAUGAAAACCCCGGAUUCAUUUCCUGUCAGCGCGGAGACAUUGCUUGGCAAAA
This is a messenger RNA of Dermacentor silvarum, 2761 nucleotides long. RefSeq lists its product as uncharacterized. The record is from RefSeq and is a predicted model, not a curated record. Bases 78 to 2684 code for a protein of 868 amino acids. Gene Ontology annotation, molecular function: glutathione transferase activity. Gene Ontology annotation, biological process: glutathione metabolic process. Lineage: Eukaryota; Metazoa; Arthropoda; Arachnida; Ixodida; Ixodidae. The transcript has 12 exons.